Molecule: messenger RNA, 3851 nt
Organism: Aspergillus ochraceoroseus IBT 24754
Lineage: Eukaryota; Fungi; Ascomycota; Eurotiomycetes; Eurotiales; Aspergillaceae
Product: U2 snRNP complex subunit HSH155
Exons: 2
Coding region: 117-3809 (1230 amino acids)
Biological process (GO): spliceosomal complex assembly
Cellular component (GO): catalytic step 2 spliceosome; U2-type prespliceosome; U2 snRNP
Molecular function (GO): mRNA binding
Source: RefSeq, a predicted model, not a curated record
AAACCAUCCUCCUCGCGCCGUCCUUGCGGUUUUUUAUCCGGAUGUAGCUGCUGCUAUUACUUGACAAGAGAUUGCUUGCUCUUUAUCGCGUCUUUGACCUUUAAAUAUUCAUCAACAUGUCUGACGCGGAUUUUGAGGCUGUCCGCAAGCUUCAGGCUGAGCGUAACGCUGCAGCUGCUGCGAAGAAAGGUUCUCGGACCUUUGAUCCGUCUAACCAGCGCACUGACAACUCAACCAAGGCCUCUUUGACCGAAUCGUUUGACACAACACUUUACGAGAAUAACAGCGCCGACAGAUAUUCGGGUUACAACACCUCAAUCGCCGUCAACGAUGGAGAUGAAGAUAUGGAAGAUAUGGAUGGCGGCCACCAGUUGGUCGGACAAUACACCGCGACCAGGAGCCAGAUCGAUGAGCUUGCCCAAGGGAAUGGAGUUGAAGAGGAGGACAUGCUUCUUGGACGUGAGAAGGCCGCCAGAAUCGCUGAUCGUGAGACUGAUUAUCAGAAACGUCGGUUUAACCGAGGACCUUUGACCCCUACCCGGGCCGAUCCGUUUGCCGCGAACACUCAUGCCACUGUCGAGGGAGAGGGUCAGACUUAUCGUGAAGUUAUGGCGCUUCGUGAAAUUGAAAAGGAAGAAGAGCGUGUCAAGAAGCUGAUCGAAGAGAAGCAGGCUCGUGGCGAGAACGGCGUUGUGGAACAUGAGGCCACUUUGAGCCUGGACGAUAAAGAAAACCUCGAAGCCGGCUCUACUGUCGCUGUUGCUACCGGACGAAAGCGCAAACAGCGGUGGGAUGUGGCCUCUGAGUCGACUGAGACCGCCCCUGCUGCCCCAGAAGUUGACGAGGCCAAGACUAAAAGAUCUCGUUGGGAUCAGACCCCUGCGCCGGUUGCCCCCGGAACGACCGAAGAAGCUCCUAAGCGCCGCUCGCGAUGGGAUCAGGCACCGGCAAUCGCAUCAGCCACGCCUGUCGGCAAUCAAGGACUUGCAACUCCUAUGCAUCCUUCCCAAGUAGGUGUGCCCAUGGCUCCAACCAGUUUUGGAACUGAUAUCUCUGCCCGCAAUGCUCCCCUAUCGGACGAAGAGCUUGAUAUGAUGCUUCCAUCGGAGGGAUACAAGAUUCUGGAACCUCCCCCGGGCUAUGCUCCGAUUCGGAACCCCGCAAGAAAGCUUAUGGCAACUCCUGCGCCUGUCGCUAGCUCCACUGGGGUUGGUGGUUUCAUGAUGCAAGAGCCUGAGAACGCGCGCGUGCUCGGCAAGCAACUUCCAACUGAAAUCCCUGGAGUUGGUGACUUGCAGUUUUUCAAGCCGGAGGAUAUGGCCUAUUUUGGAAAGCUUAUGGAAGGAGGGGACGAGUCGGCCAUGACCGUGGAGGAACUGAAGGAACGCAAGAUUAUGAGACUGUUGCUUAAAGUUAAGAACGGUACUCCGCCAAUGAGAAAGACGGCACUGCGUCAACUUACCGAUAAUGCGCGGCAAUUUGGAGCUGGCCCGUUGUUCAAUCAGAUCCUCCCACUUCUCAUGGAGAAGUCCCUUGAAGACCAAGAGCGCCACUUGUUGGUCAAGGUUAUUGAUCGUGUCUUGUACAAGCUGGAUGACCUUGUCCGACCAUAUGUCCACAAGAUUCUAGUCGUCAUCGAGCCAUUACUCAUCGAUCAGGACUAUUAUGCUCGUGUGGAGGGUCGGGAGAUUAUCUCAAACCUGGCGAAAGCAGCCGGCCUUGCGACCAUGAUUAGUACUAUGCGCCCGGAUAUCGAUCACGUCGACGAAUAUGUGCGAAAUACAACAGCCCGUGCCUUUGCAGUCGUCGCCUCUGCUCUUGGUAUACCAGCUUUAUUGCCUUUCCUCCGUGCCGUGUGUCGCAGCAAAAAAUCCUGGCAGGCUCGACACACAGGUGUCAAGAUUGUUCAGCAAAUUCCCAUUCUCAUGGGCUGUGCUAUCCUUCCUCAUCUGAAGGGUCUUGUUGACUGUAUUGCAGACAAUCUCAGUGAUGAGCAGGCGAAGGUUAGGACGGUCACUGCGUUGGCCGUCGCAGCUUUGGCUGAAGCAGCCAAUCCUUACGGUAUUGAAAGUUUCGACGAAAUCCUUAACCCUCUUUGGACCGGAGCCCGGAAGCAGCGUGGCAAAGGUCUUGCAGCUUUCCUUAAAGCUGUCGGGUACAUCAUUCCUCUCAUGGACGAGGAAUAUGCCAACUAUUAUACCAGUCAGAUUAUGGAGAUCCUUCUCCGAGAGUUUUCGUCACCUGAUGAGGAGAUGAAAAAGGUGGUCCUCAAGGUGGUAUCGCAAUGUGCAAGCACUGAUGGUGUAACUGCGAGCUACUUGAAGGAACACGUCCUGACUGACUUCUUCAAGAGCUUUUGGGUCAGGCGCAUGGCCCUUGAUAGGAGAAACUAUCGCCAAGUUGUUGACACUACUGUCGACCUUGGGCAGAAGGUAGGCGUUGGUGAGAUUCUCGAGCGGACCGUCAACAACCUGAAAGACGAAAGCGAGCCAUAUCGAAAGAUGACUGUGGAAACUGUUGAAAAAUCAAUUGCUUCUCUGGGAGCCGCCGAUAUCUCGGAAAGGCUGGAGGAACGUCUGAUUGAUGGUGUCCUGUAUGCUUUCCAAGAACAAAGCAUCGAGGACAUUGUCAUUCUCAAUGGCUUCGGAACCGUCGUGAAUGCCCUUGGCACUCGUUGCAAGCCCUACCUCCCCCAGAUUGUGAGUACAAUCCUGUGGCGGUUGAACAACAAGUCUGCCACUGUCCGUCAACAAGCCGCAGAUCUCAUUUCCCGCAUCGCUUCAGUUAUGAAGCAGUGUGGAGAGGAUGCUCUCAUGGGUAAACUCGGCAUCGUUCUGUAUGAAUAUCUGGGUGAGGAAUAUCCAGAGGUCCUUGGUUCUAUUCUCGGUGCUCUCCGUUCUAUUGUCACAGUCGUCGGUAUCAACCAGAUGCAACCACCUAUUCGAGACCUGCUCCCCCGUCUCACUCCCAUUUUGCGAAACCGUCACGAGAAGGUCCAAGAAAACACGAUCGAUCUUGUGGGUCGUAUUGCUGACCGUGGCCCGGAAUCCGUCAAUGCUCGCGAGUGGAUGCGUAUUUGCUUUGAGCUGCUGGACAUGCUUAAGGCCCACAAGAAAGGUAUCCGUCGUGCUGCCAACAACACGUUUGGUUUCAUCGCGAAGGCUAUCGGUCCUCAGGAUGUGCUGGCUACGCUUCUUAACAAUCUUCGUGUUCAGGAACGUCAGUCGCGUGUUUGUACGGCUGUCGCCAUCGGUAUUGUGGCCGAGACUUGUGCACCAUUCACGGUGCUUCCUGCGUUGAUGAAUGAGUAUCGUGUACCAGAACUUAAUGUGCAGAACGGUGUCUUGAAGGCUAUGACCUUUGUGUUCGAAUACAUUGGCGAAAUGGCUAAAGACUACGUCUACGCCGUUACGCCUUUGCUCGAAGAUGCCCUCAUUGAUCGAGACCAGGUGCAUCGUCAAACCGCUGCUACUGUUGUCAAGCACAUUGCGCUUGGGGUGGUGGGGCUUGGAUGCGAAGACGCGAUGGUCCAUCUCCUCAACCUGGUGUUCCCUAACAUUUUCGAAACCAGUCCCCACGUUAUUGAUCGGGUUAUUGAGGCAAUUGAUGCCAUUCGCAUGGCGGUUGGUACGGGUACAGUCAUGAACUACGUAUGGGCCGGACUGUUCCACCCAGCACGCAAGGUGCGGACGCCGUACUGGCGACUUUACAAUGAUGCCUAUGUACAGAGUGCAGAUGCGAUGAUUCCUUAUUAUCCGGGCUUGGAGGAUGAUGGGCUGGAGCGAAACGAAUUGCUGAUUCUGGUUUAAGCGGACAAAAGCUUUUCCGUAUUGUGUUUUAAUUGAUUGGGG